This is a messenger RNA of Ruditapes philippinarum (Manila clam), 1000 nucleotides long. Its product is annotated as E3 ubiquitin-protein ligase RING2 homolog spat-3-like. NCBI's taxonomy places the organism in Eukaryota, Metazoa, Mollusca, Bivalvia, Venerida, Veneridae. The record is from RefSeq and is a predicted model, not a curated record.
UUACGAGACAUGGCAGUAGUGCCUACAAGCGGGCCGACUUCUGUGGGGUUAACUCCAUCUUUAGGUUCCAGUUCCGAGAGUAUUAAUGUAGAAGACUUGAGCCCAGGUCAGUUGGGCUCCCAAGCUCAACUCUUGGCAGGGACAGCUGCCCCAAAUGUCAAAGUUCCAGCCAGACAGUCAUCUGUGGCGAGUAAAACAGCUGGUGUGACCCAGUCUCUGACCCCAGCCCAGUUACAGUUGCUACAGCAGGCUGCAGCUGCCCAGGCAGCCCAUGUGAAGGCUCAAGCCGAGGCUCAGGCUGCUAAAGCCCAGGCGCAGGCACAGGCUGUGGGAAAGGGACACAAAGGAGCAUCACCAAAAUUAGAUCUAGCCCAGAAAAUACAGCAGAAUAUUGCUAUCAACCAACAAGGUCAAGUGAAGGUCAUCCCACAAACUACAUCUAUUGCUUCACUGGUGAAAGGAGCUGUCCCUCCAAAUGUCACUAUUCAAACAAAGCCAGAGUUACAGGCCUUUCGGCAGACAUCUACUGGAAACACUGAUGAUAGUUCACCAGCAGUUCAGGUCAUCACUACAGCAAGUAAGAUGGUUACCAUGGCAGCAAGUCCAAGUGUUGGUAGCCCAGUAACAGUGAUCAGCUCAAUGCAAGCUGGUACAAACCCCCUUGUAGCUAGAUUGAUGCAGCAAAUGUCAGCUGGAGGUCAAAUGGUGUCAGUUAGCAGUCUGCUUGCUGCUCAGAGAUCACUUCAACAAGGGAACCAGCCCAGAGGGACGGCUGCCUUUAAAAUUCAAGGUGGAAACGUUUUGCAACAAGUAUCACCUGGCAAACCUGUCCAGUUACAAGGAAAACCAUUGGCUCAUGCUAAAGGUCAAAUCUUACAGCUUGCAGGUAAAGGUCAGCAAGCACUAGGAGUGAUACAGACACCACAGGGAACUAUUAAUAUUAUUCCUCAAGGAGCUGCCCAGGGAGGUGUGGUCACUAUAUCACAGUCUAAGCAACCUG